CUCAGACGUUUAUACCUAAGGUUACCUAUCUGUUCGUUGACUCUAUAGAUACAAAAAAAAAAAGAUGAGGCUGCUGUUGGUUUUAAGCCUGGCCAUAUUGGUUGCCUUCGUAACGGGUGCUGAUGACACUGACGAUGACUAUUACGAUUAUUACGACUAUGGUGAUGACUACUAUGACGACUCUGAUGUAGAGUCCAGUUCGGAAAGUGGUGUUGGUGCAUCCAGUAGCUCAGAAGAUGAUGCUAGUACCUCCGAGGACAGUUCCUCCGGCGAAGCUUCCGAUACAGGUAGUUCUUCAGAAACUUCUGGAGAUGGUUCCUCCGCCGAAACGACCUCCAGUUCAACUCCAACCAAGGCAGAAAAAGCCAAGAAAACUGCUGCACGCAGAGCUAGACGGCGCAGGCGCACCACCACCGCUGCUCCCAAACGCAAAGUAGCGGCAGCCGCGUCUGCCAAGAAGCAAACACCUGUUGCCCAAAAGAAGAAGACACCUGUGGCAGCCAAGAAGAAGGCGAAUACUGCCGCCAACAAACGCAAACGCACAGGCUAAGCAGUUCGAAAAAAGGAUAAAUUCCCCAUAGUCACUGAAAGUUUUUACAUCAAACUUUUAAGAGGACCAAGAGACAUCUUGUAGAAUCUACAUUAGUCUGGGAAUAUUUCAUAUGUUGUUUUCUGUACAAAAAAUCCAUAUAAAAAUACAAAGAUAAGGAGACGUUUUGUAAUUUACCAAAAAUAUACAUUAUUAAUCC
Molecule: messenger RNA, 749 nt
Organism: Drosophila melanogaster (fruit fly)
Lineage: Eukaryota; Metazoa; Arthropoda; Insecta; Diptera; Drosophilidae
Exons: 1
Coding region: 65-550 (161 amino acids)
Source: RefSeq, marked reviewed